This is a messenger RNA of Sphaeroforma arctica JP610, 2100 nucleotides long. RefSeq lists its product as hypothetical. The transcript is spliced from 14 exons. The coding region runs from base 33 to 2012 and encodes 659 amino acids. Gene Ontology annotation, molecular function: protein dimerization activity; NADP+ binding; NAD binding. The record is from RefSeq and is a predicted model, not a curated record. Lineage: Eukaryota; Ichthyosporea; Ichthyophonida. Gene Ontology annotation, cellular component: mitochondrial matrix; cytoplasm. Gene Ontology annotation, biological process: L-arginine biosynthetic process.
CGAAUAUCAGUCGAAAGCUAAUACACUUUCCGAUGUUUGUCAAUAACUGGGCUUCGAUGCGAAGCUUAACUGGUGCCAGCCGCUUACCACUGCGUCGUAUUCUGGGUAGCUCGCUACCGAUAUCUGUCAGCCGAAAAUGUGCCUAUUCUACACAGUUGUCUAAGGACAAAAAAACUAUCUUGGAUCGUCUAGAUCCUGCCCCCGAUGCCGAGGGGUUGAAGUACUAUCAAAAUACAUUCCAGCAGCCUCAAAUAGCUGUUGUGAAGGUAGGUGGAGCAGUCAUCACGGACUCACUGGGCGAGCUAGUAUCUGCUUUGAAGGAUUUGCACAAAAGCAACUUGAUUCCUGUGAUCGUACAUGGGGGUGGACCACAGAUGAACCAGCGACUGGAAUCGGAAGGCGUUGAGCCUGUCUAUGAGCAGGGUAUGCGCGUGACAGAUAAAGCAACGCUGAAAAUCGCCGAAGAAGUGUUUCAAUCCGAAAAUGACAAAGUUGUACAGGCGUUGAAAACAGCUGGUGUAUCGGCUCAAGGGUUUGUUGGAGAUGGUAUGCUACAAGGCAAGUACCUCGACUUUGCCAAAUGGAAAUAUGUGGGCAAGAUAACGAGUAUAAACCAGCCCAAGCUGCGCGACCUAGUCAAGAGCAAAAUCAUCCCUGUGAUUGCCAGUCUUGCGGCGGGUGACGAGGGUUACUCUUUGAAUGUUAACGCAGACGUUGUGGCGGCCUUUCUAGCACGAUCGCUUCAGCCGUUGAAUACCGUGUAUCUCAGCCCUGGUGGAGGUAUUUUCGAUGAUCAAAAGCAACUGUUACCCGAGAUCAAUCUCAAAAGGGACUGGGAUAUGCUGAUGGCAAAGCCCUGGGUGAAGUUCGGAACCAAGCUAAAGAUCGAACAGGUGCGAGAUAUUCUGGCAGAUGCUACGGAUGGUGACGCCAAAGUCAAUCUGACUUCACCCCAACAUCUGCGUCGUAUUCUAGUGAACGAUCUUGCGCAACUGCAGCUGGGUACUACCGUGCACAAAGGAGAGCAGACAACCGAGUCUUCGUCGGCGAAAAAGCGCAUUGGUAUCAUCGGUGCACGAGGCUACGUAGGCAGAGAGCUCAUGCGCAUCAUCCAGUCACACCCUAACAUGGAUAUCGCAUGCGUUUCGUCUCGUCAGUUUGUAGGCCAGCGCGUCUGCGAUACUAUCGAAGGGGUACACAUUCCUCUGAAAUACACAAAUCUCUCCCCGGACGAACUCGGCACGACUGAGGGCAUAGAUGCUUGGGUUCUGGCCCUUCCCAAUGGAUUGAGCGAAACCUACGUUACAGCGCUACAGGGUGCACACCAGAGUAAAGGUACCAUGCCUGUGGUAGUUGAUCUCAGUGCUGACAACCGAUUCACGGACAAAUGGACAUAUGGUCUCCCAGAGAGAUAUCGUUCUGAUCUGACUAAGGCCAAGCUUAUCAGCAACCCAGGGUGCUAUGCAACCGGUGCCCAGCUGUCCAUUCUUCCACUUAAGGACAGCCUUGCCAGUCCACCCGUAGUGUUUGGUGUGUCUGGCUAUUCGGGUGCGGGUACUAAUCCGUCGCCGAAGAAUGACCCAGCGUUCCUUAAGGAUAACUUAAUACCAUACGCGCUGUCCAAUCACAUCCACGAGAGAGAGGUGACUCGUCAGGUUGGCCAGAACAUUCACUUCACGCCGCAUGUUGCGUCGUGGUUCCAGGGUAUCUCGCUGACCACAAAUAUACAGUUGAGCCGUCCAACAACCUCGGAGGAGGUGUUCGAGAUCUACAAGAAGGCUUACGAAGGAGAGCCUCUGAUCAAGGUGACCAAGGAUGUACCCUUGGUUCGCGACAACGCUGGCAAGCACCACGUGUGUGUGGGAGGCUUCGAAGUGAGUGCGACCGAUCCAAGCCGUGUCGUGGUUGUGUCUACGUUGGACAAUCUGCUGAAAGGUGCUGCAACACAGUGUGUGCAGAACUUGAACCUGGCAUUAGGCUUAGAGGAGACGGCAGGUAUUUCAACCGAAUGAAUACAAUAUAAUUUAGUGGAGACGAGAGUCAUAAUAUAAUAUCAAGCAUUAUAAACGAAUAAAAUAUAAUAAAGUUAGUAUUUAAAUA